Pristis pectinata (smalltooth sawfish) is the source of this 2445-nucleotide messenger RNA. RefSeq names its product tubulin polyglutamylase TTLL13-like. The transcript has 15 exons. The record is from RefSeq and is a predicted model, not a curated record. Gene Ontology annotation, biological process: microtubule cytoskeleton organization; protein polyglutamylation. Lineage: Eukaryota; Metazoa; Chordata; Chondrichthyes; Rhinopristiformes; Pristidae. Gene Ontology annotation, molecular function: tubulin binding; tubulin-glutamic acid ligase activity. Gene Ontology annotation, cellular component: cilium. Bases 160 to 2301 code for a protein of 713 amino acids.
AAAAAGAAGAAGAGGCGAAGGUGUAUUGGUGUCAAUCUCAUCAAUUGCAAGUAUGAAAGUGUCCGCCGUGCAACUCGUCGAUGUGGACUGAAGGAGGUUGGAGAGGAUGAGGAAUGGACAUUGUACUGGACUGACACGUCUGUCUCUCAUGAAAGAGUCAUGGAACUGAAGCGUUUUCAGAAAAUUAAUCACUUUCCAGGAAUGAGUGAGAUUUGUAGGAAGGACCUACUGGCCAGGAAUUUGAACAGGAUGCUGAAACUCUUCCCAAAGGAAUAUAACUUCUUCCCCCGUACAUGGUGUUUACCUGCUGAUUUUGGCGAUUUUCAGGCCUAUUGCAGAAUGAAGAAGCCAAAGACGUAUAUCUGUAAACCAGAUUGUGGAUGUCAGGGCCGGGGGAUUUUCAUUACCAGGAAUCUAAAGGAGAUUAAACAAGGGGAUCGACUGAUCUGCCAACAAUACAUUUCCAAGCCUUUCCUCAUAGAUGGUUUCAAAUUUGACCUCCGUGUUUACGUCUUGGUCACAUCCUGUGACCCCUUUCGGAUUUACAUUUAUAACGAAGGUCUGGCAAGGUUUGCAACCAGCAAAUACCAUGAGCCCUCCAGCAGCAACUUGGAUGACAUCUGUAUGCACUUGACAAACUAUGCCAUCAACAAGCAUAGCAAGAACUUCAUCAGAGAUGGGGACAGUAGCAGCAAAAGAAAAUUGUCUUCACUUAACAAAUGGUUGGCGGAACAUGGACACAACGUGACAAAGGUCUGGGCAGACAUUGAGGACGUCAUUGUUAAAACUCUAAUUUCUGCCUAUCCGAUCUUGAAGCACAAUUACAGGACUUGUUUCUCCAGUCAUUUCUGUGGCAGUGCCUGCUUUGAGAUACUGGGAUUCGAUAUUCUGAUGGAUCGUAAUUUGAAGCCAUGGCUCUUGGAGGUGAACCAUUCCCCCAGUUUUACCACUGAUUCCAGGCUAGACAGAGAGGUGAAGGACAAUCUUCUGUAUGAUACAAUUUGUCUGAUAAACCUUGGAGCAAGUGACAAGCAGAAAGUGACUGAGGAGGAGAGGCGCAGGGUGCAGGAACGCCUGUGGCAGCGUCAUUCAACCCGCGAAUUAAGACGGGAGCAGUAUGAAAACUAUCAGUCAGCCUGGCUCCAGCAGGUGGAAAAGUAUGAGAAGGAACACCUGGGAGGUUUCCAUUUGAUUUACCCACUGUCUGACUCCAAGAAAUAUGAUAAUUUUUUUAAACAAAGUGGAUCACUUUUUCAAGAAACAAUCGCUUCUCGAGCUCGGGAAGAAUGUGCCAGACAGCAACUGGAAGAGAUUCGGCAGAAGAACGAACUAAAGGAGUUGGCAAAGGGAAAAAAAGUGAAGGAACCAAAGGAUACCCACCUGCACGGCGAGUCAGGGGGUGAGGCUCCUGCGCUGGACCGAGGCUUCAGGAAAUACAAUCAUUGCUUAUCCCUAAAGAAAGAGGAGGCCAUAGACAUCAUGAAACCACUGGACAUUAUUGACGAGGAGGAGUUGCAGCGACUCAGUGGGCUGCUGCAGCGGGAGAACCUUCUCCGAGCUCUGGGUGUUAUCGAGCAGGUUUAUCGUGUGUUGCAAAACACUCCGGGUGUUAGCGGCAGUGUUCAAACUGCUCCUCCGCAUGGUACUAACCAGAAUAAAUCCUUAAUUAAUCCGAGUACACACCGAUCCAACCAGAUGAUGGAAGAGUUGGCGUACAUUGGCUCUUGCCCCUUGAUGGGAAGGAAUAGCACAACAGAGCAGGGAGUUCUCAACCCCACCACAGUUAACUGGUCGACACUGCUAUCUCCCCAAGGCCAGGCUCCUCUGAACAAUAAUCAGAAGGGGAACCUGAGUCUCGGAAACGGACUCCCCGUCCACCGCUUUCACAAUCGCUUCCCCAUUCGCAGGGGCCUGUCGUGGACGGGUGGAAGUCAAUUACCAGCAUCACUUGAAGCCAUCACAAUAAGGACCGCCGGGUCCUCGGAGUUACAGCUCAAUGCAGUUUCAGCCUAUCCUCGUUCAGUGAGUGCCAAGCUAAUUCCUGAAAACUCUCUUCUGCAAUCAAAAGACCCCCGAGGGAGCUCCAGGACCAGCCACAGCAGUGUGGUGAAUGCAGUGCGAAUGAAUGGCACGGGCAGCAGCACCAACAUGUGGAACAUGAAGAUCGAUGCAAUCAACCCUUCCAGCCAGGGGCUGACGGUGGUCUCGGCCCGAGCCCCCAUGAACCAGCGAGCUCACUUAACAAGACGAGCAAACCUCCUGAGCUUAAUCCAGUCCGAUAUCGGCAGGCGGCUGAAUUGAUCUCAAGUAGCAGAUCACUGCUGGAUCCCCUUUCCACUUUCUUCAAGUCUGAGAACUUUUUCACUACCUGAUGAAGUUUUUGCCAUUGAAAGUUCCUUCUCCGCAGGGUAGGAUGAGGAAAGGUCUCAUGGGAUCUGAGCAUGG